UUAACUGACCUUCUCCGCGCGGCCUCGUCCUGCUUCAGACGAGGACCUUGGGUUGUGUUGUGGUGCGAACUGUCACACUCAUUUCGGUUAGUUUUGGUGGACUAAAAGUCGCACCAUGCCCGGCGUGGUUGAAAUUCCGACGCUGCAGGAACUGAACGUCGAAGAGGUUAACGUGUCGUCGGCCGUGCUGAAGGCAGCCGCUCAUCACUAUGGCUCUCAGUGUGACAAGGCCAACAAAGAGUUCAUGCUCUGCCGCUGGGAGGAGAAGGACCCCAGAAAGUGUCUGAAAGAAGGGAAGGAAGUCAAUGAAUGUGCACUCAACUUCUUCAGGCAGAUAAAGGGGAACUGUGCCGAGUCCUUCACAGAGUACUGGACCUGUCUGGAUUACUCGAACCUGACCGAGCUGCGCCGCUGUCGCCAGCAGCAGAAGGUGUUUGAUAGCUGUGUGCUGGACAAGAUGGGCUGGGAGAGGCCAGAGCUGGGAGACCUGUCCAAAGUGACCAAGGUGGCGACCUCCCGGCCCUUGCCUGAAAACCCCUACCAUUCACGACCAAGACCUGAGCCCAAUGCUCCGAUCGAGUCUGAGCUGCAGCCUUCUAAGUACGGCAGCCGCUUGUUCUUCUUCGGCUGGUGAAGAGGGGCGGUCGCUGUCUUAUUAAUAUCAUGUUCACCAUCUCUGUGCUUCUGACCAGACCAGAGACGGCGUGCCAGUGGCUGCGCUGUAAUCCCUUUGUGUCGUGUAGAAAUGUUAAUAAAUUUUGCUCAUUCAAAACAUAAAAGAUUUAAUUUAAA
This is a messenger RNA of Puntigrus tetrazona (Sumatra barb), 792 nucleotides long. RefSeq names its product NADH:ubiquinone oxidoreductase subunit A8 (gene ndufa8). Gene Ontology annotation, biological process: mitochondrial electron transport, NADH to ubiquinone. NCBI's taxonomy places the organism in Eukaryota, Metazoa, Chordata, Actinopteri, Cypriniformes, Cyprinidae. The record is from RefSeq and is a predicted model, not a curated record. The transcript is spliced from 4 exons. The coding region runs from base 116 to 634 and encodes 172 amino acids.